UACCGGCGUGAACUUUCUUCCGUGUUCCGUGUCUCUGAUACUAUACAGAAGGAAACAUGUGUUCUAUUUUAUUAUCUUGUGAAGUAAAAGAGCCGUGUGAUUGUUAGCCUUACUUGCUGACCACCGCUCCUUAGUGCACUGUGCGAAAAGAGAAAGCAGCUCUGCGGUUAUGAGCGAAGGGUGACGUCAUUAGCUGUUUCUUACCGCUACUUCCGAGAAAUGGUGAUAUCAAGACGAAAUUCAGACUUAAACAUGUGUCAAGUAUUGUUAACCCAGAGGCAGGAUAAUAUUGUUUUAACCAAGGAUUAUUAGUGCUUGGUGACAGGAAGAAAGUUCGCGCAAACUUUCACAUCCUAGACAUUCCUAAAUCACUCCACGUUAAACUAAAACACGUCACAACCUCUAAGAACACUUUCCCUUCACCAAUAAAAAGACAAAAAAUACAUCCUGUAGUAAAAGCUAGACAAUCAACGCUCUGCAAGCAUUUGAGUGGAUCUUCAUCGCUUUUACAAAAAGAGGCGGAACUAAUAAUAAAAAGAGCGAGAUUUCUCCGCUCCUUUAGUGAGAUCAGGAAAAUAUUAAACGACCUGCAAGCAUCACGGAGGGAGCUUCAGCAGAUACGAAAAUAAUAAUAAUGAUAAUAAUAAUAAUAAAUAAAAAAUGAAUAAAUAAAAAAGAGUGAGGUUCCUCCGCUCCCUCGCCAAAAUCUUCAAGUGACAGAAAUAAAACCAAAAAGGACCUGCAGUCAUCACUGUGAGACCUUCAUCGCACCCACAAAAGGGGAAAAGCAAAAGGAGAGGUACCAGAGUAAAUUAAAAAGAGCGAGGUUUCUCACCUCCGCCCUGGAUCCUUCCUCUGGUUCCUCCUCCUUCUGAUUCCUCCCCCUAGCUCCUCCUCCACCCGGUUCCUCCCUCUGGUUCCUCCUCCUUCUAAUUCCUCCCCCUGGAUCCUCCUCCACCCGGUUCCUCCCUUUGGUUCCUCUUCCACCCGGUUCCUUCCUCUGGUUCCUCCUCCACCCGGUUCCUUCCUCUGGUUCCUCCUCCUUCUGAUUCCUCCCUCUGGUUCCUCCUCCACCGUGGUUCCUCCCUCUGGUUCCUCCUCCGCCCUGGUUCCUCCUCCGCUGUGGUUCCUGCUUGUGGUUCCUCCUCCGCCAGCCCCUCCGUUCCCGUUCCUCGCUGGCCAAUGUUUGUGUUGUUGGUGGGAACAUGGCGCGGGUGACCAUCUUCAGCUGCGCCUGUUGUCUGAGAGCUCUAUGGACACCAGAAGAGAUAGAGCAGCACACAAGAUCACAACAAAUUGAUAAAGAAAUACAAAAAGACCGGCAAAGAUACAGACGGCAGGUUAAACUUUUAUUGUUGGGGGCGGGAGAGUCAGGGAAAUCGACCUUCCUGAAGCAGAUGCGCAUCAUCCACGGCUACCGGUUUGGACACGAUGAGGUCGAUGAAUAUAGAGAAACUAUUUACAAAAAUAUUGUUAUGGGCAUGAAGGUGUUGCUAGAUGCAAGAGACAAGCUCAGAAUACCCUGGGGAGAUCCAUCACGAGAACCUUACGGGCAACAUGUAAUGAAGUUUAUGGGGUCUAUGUCCCUUGACAGACAUGUAUUUCUUGAAUAUGUACCCAGUGUCAAGGAGUUGUGGAAGGACUCAGGCAUUCGUCUAGCGUACAGCAGACGAGCAGAAUUCCAAUUGACUGACAGUGUAUCAUAUUUUUUCGACAAUUUAGACAGAAUAGGUGUUCUGGAAUACAUCCCCACAGAGAAGGACAUUCUCCACUGCCGCAAAGCCACCAAAGCAAUCACAGAAUUCACAAUACCUAUUCAAAAUGUACCAUUUCUCUUUGUGGACGUAGGAGGGCAGCGUACACAAAGACAAAAAUGGUUCCAGUGUUUUGAGAGUGUUACCUCAAUAAUAUUCUUAGCAUCAUCCUCAGAGUUCGACCAAAGGUUGUUGGAAGAUAGGAUCACAAAUAGGUUAGAAGAGUCGCUCAACAUCUUUGGAACAAUAGUGAACAACCGAAGUUUUCGUGAUGUUUCCAUCAUUCUCUUCCUAAACAAGACUGAUCUCCUUAUUCAGAAAGUCAGAUCAAGACAAAGCAACAUUUCACAUUAUUUUACAGAUUUUGUGGGCAAUCCACAUGAUGAAAGAGAUGUCCAGCAGUUUAUCUUGCACAAGUUUGUGGAACAACGGCGAGCAGAUAACAAUCGACGGCCACUGUUUCACCAUUUUACAACAGCUGUUGACACAGAAAACAUAAAAGUUGUCUUUAACUCUGUAAAGGACACCAUUCUCCAACGUAAUUUGGAAACACUUAUGCUCCAGUGAAAAGUAGGAAGAGUUAGCUAUAAGGCCACAUCUUAGCACAGUUCACAAAACAGACUACUUACUGUAAGAAGCUCAAAAUAAUUAUUUGAGUUAUUAAGAAUGGUUAUGACCAAAUGUCAUUUUUGUAAGAAUUGAUAUAGUUAUAGCAGAUUCAUUCAGACAUUUAUGGGUGCAUGUUUCUGGAGAUAAAAACUUAGAUCAGCUGAAGUGGCUGAACACAAAUGCAAGGCAGUAAAAAGUUCAGUUAAAUGAGCUCUAGAGUCUUUACACUGUGACUAGAUCUAAAGAGUACCUAAUGUGAUAGUAGAAGACCCUAAUAUUGACUUAGGAAAUAAGGAAGGAUCCCUUUUAUACUGUACCAUUGAUGUCUUGUGGUUGAAUUACCUUCCCCCUUCAUUCAGUUGUUUCUUUUUGUUUUGUUUUUCAUAAGAAGGUAGUGUCUGUAAGUACAAUGCUCAAAGCUUAAAUAAAAAGACCCAUUUUUCACAUAACUAAUGUCACAAGUAUUUGAUUGUAGUUAACAUGAAAGAAAAUGAUAGCAGAACCUGGGGAAUGCCAACUGUAAGGAUAUUAGCAUUUUCCAGCCUUGUGGUUUUAAGUCAUGUUAUUGACCUGAUGUAAGACUACUGCAUCCUUUGCUUGAAAGUAAUUUAUUAUCAGGACAAAUUGUGGAAAGGAAGCAGUUGAUCAAAGCCACUUUCUUGAUAAUAAGGCUAUGGAGUUCCACAUAAAAUAUAUCUUCUUUUCUCUAAAAUAACUUUUCUGACAAGCAGUACAUGAUGAAAGCACAAAAGAUAUGAUAAGACUGUCCUUUUCCAUACCCUUUAGACAGUUUAAGACCUAUUACAAAAUACUUGCAUGCAUUAUAACAAGUUCAUUCAUUUAUUUAAGUAAAAAUAUGACCGUUUGUAUGAGCUUAAUUAAGUAGGUAAAUCUUAACCAUUAAUUGUAAUGCCAGACUUCAUUUCUUUCUGUGCAUGCUGAACAAUAUUUGUGUGUUUGUAAAUAUUAAUAGAUAAUAGUCUGUUAUUUUUUUCAUUACGCAGAAUUUCCUAUUGAUGUGUCUGCAUUUAUACCUGGUUUAGUCUAACAGAACAAUUUGUAAGGAGUGUAAUCAGCUGUCAAGAAUGAAUCAAUAUUAACCCGUAAUUAUUGCAGUGCAUAAUGAAAAUAUCUUUGACUAUAUCUUACAUAAAUGCAGGAAAGCAAGUCACUCUUUUUUUAUUUAUUUUUUGCAUUUUGUUUAUGGGAUUGAAGUUUAUCUGUUAACAGUUUUUGCUUGAGUAUCUGUUUAGGUUACUCAUUCAAUUGGUCGUAUGACAAUAACUUGUAUUCCUUUAGUGGUUGAAUUAUAUGUUUGUUUAUAUUGACAAAUAGUGGUAAGAAUGAUCAGCAUUUUUCUGUGUAUUCCUGGUGUAAGUUGUUCAUAACUUAGGAGGGUGUGCUUUGAAAGUUUUGAAGAAAGGUUUUCCAACUUAGCAGCUAUUUUUAGGCAGCAAAUAGGUAAGCAGAUAAUGCAUUUUCCUUUUUUUAUUUUUAUAUCUGAUUUGUUGCAAAAUGAUUUUGUUUGCAAUCUGAACAGCUACUGAUACUGCAAGUCCUUCCAGCAUAUUCAGUCUUCAACACAAGCUUGUAUAACAGGGUAUAUAGUAUUUUACAAAUGCAGAUCAGAUGGUUAGAUUCUCAGUGAAUACUACUUUCCACUCAUGUUAUUGUUUUACAGUUUGUUAAAGAAUAUGGUUCUUUCUUAAUACAUACAUUUACAAUGCCAUCUUGUCAAGCAACUUGUUUUUCUUUCUAUACAAGAUGGAUUUGCUGUUAUAUUUGCACUUAUUUUGAGGUAUGAUAACCUUAUGCCCAUUAUCAAUAUCCUUCCUUCCUUUUCCUAUUUAGCCUGUUAUAAAUACCAUAAAUGUGCAGGUGACAUGUGGUAUACAUUCAGUUUUAUGACUUUUGGAGGAUAAGGAAAGCCAGUAGACUAUUUUUUUUUUUCUCAUCAUGGAAGGAGUUACCACCUCAGCAAACCCAGUUGCCCAUCCACUGCAGAUGAUGAUGACUAUUGUAUAUAUAGAAAGUGACAAGAGUACAGUUACUUUACUCUGGCUUGCCAUAAAUUCGGGUUGUACUCAACCUUGCCCCAGAUAUCUUAUUUGCUUUGCUUUAGAUAUCAUCUCAUGUUUUUUUUCUUCAUAGGCUAGCUAAUAUAUCUAGUCACAUCAUGUUGAUGAUGUAAUGUGUAGCAGCUUUUCAUGCCCCAUUAUUCCUUUAUAAACUUGAAAUAUGAAAAGCCAUUUUUUUUCCAGAUAACAGUGAUAUAUUAGUGAUACCCUUUGAUGAGAAAUGGUUUGGUUUCAUAUUUUUAUGUUUGUAUUAAGAUAGCCUUGAAUUAUUUUUUUUCCUUCACAAAUUCAUACACCAAAUGACAUAAGUAACAUCUGUGUGAAAAGUGAAUUAAUUCUGCAUUUUCCCUGAGUAUAUAUAACUGUUACUCUACUGUCAGUUGUAGUUGAGUUCCAUGUAAAGUAAUUGACAUGAAAUAGGAGCCUUCCAGAUGGUUGAUUAUAUUUAUUGAUUAUAUAUGUAUAUUAUUUUAUUAUUUUUAGUACAUCAGUAUGCAGCAUUACCAAUAGUAACUAGGUGCUUCCAUGCUUAUGUGAAUUUCUUCCAUUGGUUACAUGUAUCCAAGAUUUUUCAAUCUGCCAUUAGUACAAUUUCAUACCUGAACCAAGAACCAAUGACAUUUGCAAUAAGACUGCAUUUCUGUAUAUAUUUCAUUACUCUAUACAAAAUUAAACUGCAUGCAAGAUGAGUUUAGCUUGAGACUAUAAAACAGUUAUUAUAUGAGAUUGGUGAUUGCAGGUCUCACAGAGGUAAAGCUUAUGUAAGUUUUACUCUGAUAAUUAACUUUUUAAUUUGUUAAAGUCCAAAAAGUUAAAGCAAUAAUAUUUUGAGGUAAAAUGGUGUACAUAAUGAGGAAAGAAUUUGUGAAUUGUUAUGAUAUUGAGAAGGUUAAGUAUUGUAUUUUUUAUAUGAAGUCAUGUAAUUGUGGACCGAAUAAUGAAUGAAGUUGUUCAAGACUAUUAUCAGCAUUUAGCUUUCAGAUGCAGUUGUGUUAGUAAAUAGAAAGAUAGUAAAUGGAAAGAUAAGAUAUCAGAAGGCAAAAUCUAAAUAGAACAGACUAAACUAAACGUGUUUUAUAAGAUCUAACCAUGGCUUUUUAAAUCUAUUGAAGAAUUCAGAUACAAAUCCCUGUCUGCUUUUGCAAAUAGAUUUACUGCUCAAAAAUCAAAAUUAUGCCAUUAAGUAGCUGUGUGCAACAAAUAUAUUUCUCAUACAUUAUAUAAAAGUAAUGUAUAAAAGCUUACAUUUGCUUAUAUUUUUGGCCUCGUGUGUGAACAUUGGCAACACCUGUCUGCAAGACAUUUGAUUUAUCAUUAUAUGUUCUCUAUUUGCAUUACCUUCCAUGAAUACAAUGCAUGUAAGUGAGCACACAGUUGGAGUGUGUGUGUGUUGUAUGUGCAUGCAUGUGUGUAGGCAUGUGCAUGCUUUCGUAUGUCUUGUUUGUGUGUUAGUAAGAGUAUAAGCUUGUUUAUUUUACCUCUGUUUCACUACUUGGUAAACGUCUUGAACAUCUUUCUUAAAACUGAGCCGUUUCUCUGCUAAGAGCAAGAGUAGACUAAAUCUAUAAAAAGGAGUCAAUCUGAAAGACAUCAGUAUAGCAUAUUAGUAUGAUAUAUACUUUUUUUUCUUGUCUUAUUUUCUCUUAACUCGUGGAGUAGUUCCCCUUUUUGAUCCCACCGACUGGUGUACAGUAUAUUGAAUAACUUUUGUCUUUUUUCCCUUUUCUUUCUUUCUUCCCCUUGAAGACAAAGAUUCAGGGCAUCAUCUGCUGAAAACAAAAGAACUGAGCACAACCUAAGCUAUACCUCAUGCUCCACGGGUUAAUUGAUAUUUAUGUAUAUUAUGAAAUGUACUGAAAAAUUUUCAUAGCUACAAUGCACCCAAAUACAGAUUUACAGUUGGAAUAUUUAGACAAUAUUACAGUGUGUCAGGUACACCAUUUUCAGGCUGAUACAUUUAUGUAGACAAAUGUUAGCAGAGUAGAAAUGUUCAUUCUUGUAUUUUAUUAUAUUGAUUUACAGAUAGUUGUAAUUAAGUAGUUUGAGAAGCUAGUUGGAUUAAAUUCAUUAUCAAGAGAGGAAAAAAAAACUAUUGGCCAUUAUGUGUCUACAUAUAAUAAUAUUAUGUUCAUUAUGAUGCAUAUUAGCUUAUAUAUUACACUAUUUUCUCUCUCUGGAUGUAAUGCUCAAAUACUGUUAAGAGGAUACAUUGUCCAGAUUAUCCAUGUUUCAAAAACCUGCAUAGAUAGUAAAACUGUAAUGAAGCUGUAAAGCAUACUUUAUAUUCAGCACUGUAUUUUAUUAUUUUCUUUUGAUGUUGUAUAUAUAUCAUGAGGGAAUCACUACCCUCAUGAUGGGUCACAAAUCAUGCCUUCUUUUUCUUCUGCUUUGCAAUCAGUUCAAAUUUUGGGCAGUGAUAACUUCUGAGUGUUUCUGUAUUGUUGUUUGUUGUAAACAGUGUUGAGUUAUUUAUUUAUUUUUAUUGCUUGGGAUUAAGUUGUUAUUAUUUGAUGGUAAGACCGAUAUUUUUGUAGAUGAAGUUCCACUGUGGAGCAGAUAUCUCCAUAUUUUUAGGUUGAAGAAGACUGAUUUGUUUAUAACCUCUUGAGGGUUGAAAAAAGUCAUUUACACCUUUACAAUCUGGUAUUCUGAAAGCAGCAUCAUUACUGUAUUUUUAAGAUUUUAUGAUUGUAGCCAG
Penaeus indicus is the source of this 7139-nucleotide messenger RNA. It is a transcript of the gene cta, whose product is annotated as guanine nucleotide-binding protein subunit alpha homolog. The record is from RefSeq and is a predicted model, not a curated record. Gene Ontology annotation, molecular function: GTPase activity; G-protein beta/gamma-subunit complex binding; D5 dopamine receptor binding. The coding region runs from base 1206 to 2321 and encodes 371 amino acids. Gene Ontology annotation, cellular component: brush border membrane; heterotrimeric G-protein complex. Gene Ontology annotation, biological process: Rho protein signal transduction; adenylate cyclase-modulating G protein-coupled receptor signaling pathway. Lineage: Eukaryota; Metazoa; Arthropoda; Malacostraca; Decapoda; Penaeidae. The transcript is spliced from 8 exons.